Molecule: messenger RNA, 540 nt
Organism: Rotaria sp. Silwood2
Lineage: Eukaryota; Metazoa; Rotifera; Eurotatoria; Philodinida; Philodinidae
Source: the annotation of a GenBank genome assembly
AUGAUUUUCAUAGAAAUUAUUCUAGGACAACAAUAUCAAGUUGCAUUUCGUUCAGCUCAUAAUCAUCGUAUAAGUGCUCAUUCUGGUAGUACUGCAUAUAGUAGUAUGAGAAGUGAUUCAAUGAAUGUUGAUAGUGCUCUUUUUCUUCCAAGUAAUCAUUCAAGUAUGAUUUCUUUGGCUCAACAUCCAAGCGCAUCACCAUAUGAAUAUGAUUGUAUAUCAAAUGAUAAUAUCAAAUAUGAAACACGAAAUAAUAAUGCUUUAACAAUUCCAUCUCUUCAAACUUCUCAUAGUCCUGUUCGACGUUCAAAUGCAAGUUAUGAACAACUUCUUACACCACCACGUGUAAAUUCAACAACAAGUCAUUUAAGUUCAAUAUUAACCAAUGAAUUAUCACCGUCGAGUAGUUUAUGUGUUAGUGCAUUAUCAGGUGAUAUUCAACAAACAGCAAUAUCAAAUUCUAAUCCUAAAAUGACACAUAUACUUUAUUUUCUUCAAACACUUGAAUAUAAUCAACAUUUAGAUAAUGAAGAUAUUUAA